Messenger RNA from Bipolaris oryzae ATCC 44560, 2793 nucleotides. RefSeq lists its product as uncharacterized. Lineage: Eukaryota; Fungi; Ascomycota; Dothideomycetes; Pleosporales; Pleosporaceae. Gene Ontology annotation, molecular function: 3-methylbutanoyl-CoA dehydrogenase activity; catechol 1,2-dioxygenase activity; ferric iron binding. The record is from RefSeq and is a predicted model, not a curated record. Gene Ontology annotation, biological process: L-leucine catabolic process; catechol-containing compound metabolic process. The coding region runs from base 1 to 2793 and encodes 930 amino acids. The transcript is spliced from 6 exons.
AUGGAUCCAAACACACAACAAGCCCCCAACCUUGAGAACAAGGGCGGGCAUCGCUUCGACCCUAACUUCACCGAUGCUGUCAUCAACGCCAUGGGACCUGCAGUGCCAGACCGGACACGAUUUGUUAUGGGCAAGCUGAUCAGACAUCUUCAUGACUUUAUUCGUGAAGUCGAGUUGACCAACGACGAGUGGUUUGAGGGUGUACGAUUUGUCAACUCCAUUGGCAAAACCACCACCAACACCAGGAACGAGGCGCACCGUAUCUCUGACGUCCUCGGCGUAGAAUCACUGGUCGAUGAGAUCGCCCACAUGCACAUUAACGAGUCUGGCGAGACACCUACUUCCUCAACGAUUCUCGGUCCUUUCUGGUCGCCACACUCGCCAUUCCGCCCACUUGGCGAUACCAUUGUCCGAAACCCCCACCCCGAUGGCCAGACCACUCUCAUGCACGGCAAGGUCAUUGACCUAGACACCAAGAAGGGCAUCCCCAACGCCGUCAUCGAUAUCUGGCAAGCGAGUGCCAACGGAAAGUACGAUUUCCAGGACCCUGACAACCAGGAGCCAAACAACCUGAGGGGAAAGUUCACAACAAACGAGAAUGGCGAGUACUGGUACUACUGCUACAAGCCCACAGCGUACUCGCUGCCUACCGAUGGCGCUGCUGGUCAGCUGUUCAAGACCCUCGACCGCCACCCUUUCCGCCCCGCUCACAUCCAUCUCAUGGUUUCAGCAGACAACUACAAGCCUUUGAUUACUCAACUAUACCCCCGCGAUGACCCAUACGUCACCAACGACACCGUCUUUGCUGUCAAGGACGACUUGCUUCUCGACUUUGAGCCCAGCAAAGACCCCAAGGCCAAGCUCGACCUGACAUACAAUGUCACGCUUGCACCAUCUGGCAAGAAGUCGACCAGACUCGAGGUCCAGCCCCCCUUUCAUCUGGUCAUGCACCUCCGUCAAUUCAACUUUCCACGUCCUCUAUCUCGUGUCUGCUUACCCAUAACCUGCUCACGGGCCCUUACUUCGUCUGCCGUACCCAAAAUGCGUGUCCCGUAUGCCCCCAGCGAACCUCCAAAUGAAGAGGCGCGUCCCAUCUACGAGCGCAUCGCCGAGCGACGAAAGCCCCGCCCCCUCAUUCCUCUUGAUCUCGCGCUCCUCCACAACCCCGCCGUGGCAGACGGCUGGAACUCGUUCGUCGGCGCCAUCCGCACCAAGACCAGUCUCCCGGACACAAUCAAGGAGCUUGCGAUCAGCCGAGUAGCAGUACACAACCAUGCAGUGCACGAAUGGGAUAUCCACGCCGCGCUUGCACUCAAAGCUGGCGUCUCAAAACAGGUGCUGCAAGCCGUCUUUGACCUACCUGUGACCAAGCAUGGAAUGGUGGCGAAGGAGGCGCCUGCUGGGUUCAGCAGUGAAGAGUAUGCAGUCAUAGUAUACACCGAUCAAAUGACGGUUGGGGUACAGGUUGAGGAUGAGGUCUCUGAAAUGGUCAAGCGGGUACUGAGUGACACCAUGGUUGUAGAGUUGACGGCCACCAUUGCAGCAUACAAUGCCUCGCGCAUUCGUCCUACCCUCAUCACCACUGCGCAACGCUACGCAUCCACGAAGCAUCCCCAGAAUUUCACACCACCCACACAGUCCGACCUCGAUGAGCUCCGCGAAUCGGUUCGUGAGUUCGCCCGCCGUGAGAUCCCAGAGGAAUUCGCAGCGCAAACAGACCGCCAAAAUGCUUUUCCCAACGAUAUGUGGCAGAAGUUUGGUGAAGCAGGCUUCCUGGGUAUCACGGCCGAUGAGGAGUUUGGCGGUCUAGCAAUGGGAUAUCAAGCACACUGUGUCGUCAUGGAGGAGCUGUCAAGAGCGAGCGGAAGCAUUGGGCUGAGCUAUGCCGCCCAUAGCCAGCUUUGUGUCAACCAGCUGAUGUUGAACGGAAACGCCGAGCAAAAAAAGAAAUACCUACCUGGAUUGAUCAGCGGCGAACAGAUAGGAGCCUUGGCCAUGAGUGAACACGGUGCGGGAAGUGAUGUUGUAAGCAUGAGGAUGGCUGCAAAAGAGGUGGAUGGUGGCUAUUUGCUCAACGGCACGAAGAUGUGGAUUACCAACGGACCUGAUGCUCAUACCAUCGUUGUUUAUGCUAAAACUGUUCCCGAUGGAGCUAGCAAAGGCAUCACAGCUUUCAUUGUCGAAACAUCAUCCAAGGGUUUCAGCGUGGCCAACAAACUUGACAAGCUCGGCAUGCGCGGUUCCAACACGGGCGAGCUCGUUCUCGAUGACGUCUUCGUCCCCAAGGAGAACGUGCUAGGCGAGGUCAAUCGUGGUGUCCGCGUACUGAUGGAGGGUUUGGAUCUCGAGCGACUUGUUCUUUCGGCUGGUCCCUUGGGUCUCAUGCAAGCCUCGCUUGAUAACGUUCUGCCAUACACACACCAGAGGAAGCAGUUCGGCCAACCUAUUGCGCACAACCAACUCAUCCAGGGUAAACUGGCAGACAUGUACACGAAGUACAGGGCGUCGCAGUCUUUCACAUACAGCGUUGCACGCGCUGUCGACGAGUCACACGCCAGCCCGAAUAUCAAGACGCAGGACUGCGCAGGCGCGAUUCUGUAUGCCGCUGAGAGGGCGAGUGAGGUCGCAGCCGAUGCCAUCCAGCUAAUGGGUGGUAUGGGAUACAUGAACGAGGUACCUGUAGGAAGGAUACUGAGGGACGCCAAGCUUUACGAGAUUGGAGCUGGAACUAGUGAGGUCAGGAGAAUGGUUAUUGGAAGGGCAUUCAACAAGGAAUACAAGCAGGAGAUAUGA